Messenger RNA from Crotalus tigris (Tiger rattlesnake), 3260 nucleotides. Its product is annotated as interleukin-6 receptor subunit beta-like. Gene Ontology annotation, cellular component: external side of plasma membrane. NCBI's taxonomy places the organism in Eukaryota, Metazoa, Chordata, Lepidosauria, Squamata, Viperidae. Gene Ontology annotation, molecular function: cytokine receptor activity; protein binding. Gene Ontology annotation, biological process: cytokine-mediated signaling pathway. Bases 269 to 2413 code for a protein of 714 amino acids. The transcript is spliced from 17 exons. The record is from RefSeq and is a predicted model, not a curated record.
CUUUGUAGAGAGUUGUAAUUAGUAUCUGAAUUCACCUCUCUCCUUAGCUUUGGCCAACAAACAUUUUAGUCUUAUAGGGCUUUGUUAUUUUUUUUUCUUAAGCAAAAACUAUUUUUCAUUUAAAACAGUUUUAAGCAGAGGGAAGUGAUCAAAAAUUUUAUAACUCAAAACCAAAAGAGUUUAUCAUCAUAAACUCUGUAUGAUAACUAAUUUAAAGUGCUUUAUGCAUAUAUUACUUGAAAUAAAUGUUUGAACCUGUUUUUCCAGGAUGGAGUUGAAUGAUCUUCUCAAAUUCCUAGGAGAAUUAAGGAAGCUUUUAUUCUUUUUGUCUAUUGCUUGGUUCACAGUGGGAUCCUGUGAACAUAAUUUCUCUAUUCAGACAAACACAAAGAAGACCAAUACCCCUGCCACUCGCUGCAUUUUACCCCCAAAAGUUGUUUCCAGUUGCGACUAUCCUUUGUGCAAAUUACAACCAGAUUGGCAGGAUGAUAUGAACUAUUACUAUGAGGAAAAUUCUGGACUCCACAUUUCUUGGUCACCGCUUUCUCACACAUCCAAUCUAUUUGUAUAUACAGUAUUUUUAAAAUGGGGUCCCAAAUGUUGUAACAAGUUGGAAAAGGUUUCAUCUCCUGUCAACAGAACCCGGGACCUCAUGCAUAAAAAUUUAAAUGUGACUAUAUGGGUAAUAGCCAAUUAUUCCAAUGAAAGCUGUGUGACAACAAAGAACAUUACAAUUUUGCCUAGAAAAAUAGAAAAAUGCCCUUCACCCUUCAACGUAAACACACAACAAUUAUUCAAUAAGCUAAUAAUAACAUGGGAAUCGCCACAAAAUAUAGUACAGUAUGAAUUGCAAUACAAGGAAGCAAUGCAAAGAACUUCAUCCUGGAUACCGGUCUCCGUGGAGAUGAAAGCCUUUAAUGUUACCAUCCCUGAUGUAAACCCAACAGCAUCCUACAUGGUUCGCAUCAGAUGCAUCCCCAAGAAUAACCGCUGUACUGUUUGUCUUUGGACAGAAGAAACUAGUGUCCCAUAUAAGCUUACCAAAAAGCUUACAAUUUUGGAAAAUACAACUAAAGAGAUCUCACAAGGAAAAAGAAGUCUCUUUCUUACAUGGGAGACUUGUGAAACCAAGCAUACCAUUGGAUAUUUUAUACAUAUUAAGAGAAUACCUGGCUCCUUCCAUGGAAUAAUAUCUCUCAACAUAAAGAAAACCUCGCUGAAUCUGAAUCUCUCAAUGGCAGCUUACAAUAUUAAAAUCACUGCUUAUAAUGAACAUGGAAACUCAUCUUCAGUGACAUACAGGGUUCCAGAUUUCAUGUCAACAUAUUCAGAUUUACCUGGUCAUAUCAUUAUCUCAAAUCAGCAAAAUUACACUAUUAUAACCUGGAAUCUAAAAUAUAACCCUGAUUGCCUUGCUAUAGACUGGGGCACUGGAACAGCAGAUAUGAAAUCCAAAUGUCUGUGUCAAAAUGAGACAAGCGUAAUACUUGAUAAUCUCCAGCCUUAUCAGUUAUAUAAAGUAAUGUUGCAUACAUUGGACCGUCAAAGCAAGGACUUAAUGAAAGAUGAACGGACACUGGCUAUGGCCAACUUCUAUGCAGUGGAAGGAGUUCCCAGGAUAGGUCCAGCUAAUGUAACAAUUACUGUUGUGGACAAACAUUCAGCUAUUGUGAAAUGGACUGAGAUACCUACAAAAGAUUGUUUGGGUUUCCUUUUGGAAUAUAGAAUUUACUGCACAAAAGUCGCAAACAACAUCUCUUGGGCUGUUACUCUCAAUUCUUCAAUGAAACAACACUUGUUGACUAAUCUUAAGGCAAAUACCCAUUAUACAGUCCACAUCUCUGGCAUCACUAGAAAGGGAGAAGGAGCUCAAAGCCAGCCACAGGAUUUUACUACACUGAAAUAUGAUCAAGGAGAAUUUGAAGGAAUGGUUGUUAGUCUCUGUCUUGGCCUCAUAAUAAUCCCAGCUAUUACUAUCGCAAUUUGUUCCUUACUACUGAAACGAUCAAGAAAAUUAUGCUGGCCACCUGUUCCAAAUCCAAGAGAUAGCAGUGCUAUGCAAGUUGCAGAAAAAACCUUUCCAGUGGCUCUCCUGAGACCCAGCUUACAACCAUUGCUUCCUUCAGUACCACUGAAUGAAGCCAAUAAACUUUAUGUGAUAAAGGAUGAUUUGGAGGCAUUUCCCCAGCAAAUGUUCCUUUCAACAAGUCCAGCAACUGGGAGAGUUUCCACAGAGUAUUCUGAAGCAAUUGUAGGGCAAAAGGAAGGAACACUUCCCAAGCCUCAUAAAAGAGUUAAUGCCAGUGAGAAGGCAAAGGGAGGCCUUCACCUUGAUUAUGUUGGUAUGGAAUUCAGUCACAAAGCCAUGCAAAAGUUUCCAGAGAAUCUGCCUAUGAAAACAGUCCAUCUCUAACAGAAGUUGUUCAAAAGCUCAGGAAGUGAAGAAGAAUCGCCAGUAUCUAGCUGCGCUGGAGAUCCUCUGAAGUAAAGCUGAUGAUACUUCAGGCAAUAACCCGAUCCUUAGAAAGUAUACCCAAAUACAAGCAAAAUCGUCUUACAGUAGAUGGAAGAAAUGUCAUUAGAAUUCAUAGUGGCAUAAGUAGCAAUUGUUUGAUAGAUUCUAAUCAGACAAUCUUAUUGAAAUUAUUUAUUUCAUUACAUUGCAUAUAUCAUUGGGAAGGGUCUAAUUAUAAUUACAAAUACAGCUCAGUUUAAGCUCUGUCAUGCAAUUAUAUUAAUUUGUACCAUGGGAAUUUAAUUAUUUUUAAGCCUAAUGAUUUGAGUUUUACUUGUAGCAAUUCAGCACUAUAUUUCUAGAGGGAUGUUGUGAGCUAUUGAACCUAUAGCUUAAACGGCUUAGGCACCAUCUUGUUCCAUUCUUUGCAGAUAUUUUUUCUAAUGUACAUUAUGUCCAAUGUUUUUCACAAUUCAGUUCUAUUUAUAGCAAUGUAGCAAAAUACAUAUUUUAAAUUGUGCUACUCAAGUUGUCAAAAGUUGAACAGUUUCUUCAAUUAACAUUACAGUAGCCUGAAAUCAAAGGGCCACAUUGCUUUUGAUCCCUAAGGUUAUAUGAAGUAAACAGAUGCUACAACAGAAAUUAAUAUAUCAAACCUCUCCCGGUUCUGGAUCGCCUCUAGCCGUACAAAGAGACUUGUCUCCUCGUCGGCUAGCUUCCCUCCGCCGGUAGACCCUUAUGCGGGUCAAAGUUCACCCUGGAGGGUGCGACUUCUGUCGAGGAGGCUUUGCUUGGCUGCAGAGGA